ACAGUAGAUUGUCCAACAAUGAAGCUACUAUUAUCUGCAGGAGCUGCGCUUGCCUUCGUCCUUGGCCUAUGUGCCGCCGGCUCCCCACCUGCACAACUAAGUGUCCACACGGUGAGUUGGAACAGUGGACAUGAACGUGCCCCAACGAAUCUCGAAGAGUUACUUGGCCUUAACAGCGGAGAAACUCCUGAUGUGAUCGCAGUCGCCGUCCAGGGAUUCGGAUUCCAAUCGGACAAACCCAAACAGGGCCCAGCUUGCGUGAAAAACUUCCAAGGCCUCCUUACAUCAAAAGGAUACACCAAGUUGAAAAACACCAUCACAGAGACUAUGGGGCUAACCGUCUACUGUCUAACAAAACAUCUCGACCAGAAUACUUUGAAGAACGAGACCAUUAUCGUCACUGUAGACGAUCAGAAGAAAUCAGGCGGAAUCGUGACUAGUUUUACCAUUUAUAAUAAAAGAUUCUCCUUUACCACAUCAAGAAUGUCGGACGAAGACGUCACCAGUACGAAUACCAAGUAUGCCUACGACACCAGGUUAGACUAUUCGAAAAAAGAUGAUCCAUCUGACUUCCUAUUCUGGAUCGGAGAUUUGAACGUCAGGGUGGAGACGAAUGCCACCCAUGCAAAAUCCCUCGUCGAUCAGAAUAAUAUCGACGGGCUCAUGGCUUUCGAUCAGUUGAAGAAAGCCAAGGAACAGAAAUUGUUCGACGGCUGGACCGAACCGCAGGUCACCUUCAAGCCUACCUACAAGUUCAAGCCUAACACGGAUGAGUACGACUUGACCGCCACACCUUCCUGGACAGACAGAGCUCUCUAUAAGUCAGGUACUGGCAAAACGAUCCAACCCCUCAGCUACAACAGUUUGACCAACUAUAAACAAACCGAGCACAGACCCGUAUUGGCAAAAUUUCGUGUUACAUUGUAAUAUAUAUUUCAUUAUAUGUACACAGUUAUGUGCUGCUUCAUCUGCUUGAAAUAAAAUCUUUUCAAAACGAA
This is a messenger RNA of Cimex lectularius (bed bug), 998 nucleotides long. RefSeq names its product 72 kDa inositol polyphosphate 5-phosphatase-like. NCBI's taxonomy places the organism in Eukaryota, Metazoa, Arthropoda, Insecta, Hemiptera, Cimicidae. Gene Ontology annotation, cellular component: membrane. The record is from RefSeq and is marked provisional. Gene Ontology annotation, biological process: phosphatidylinositol dephosphorylation. Gene Ontology annotation, molecular function: phosphatidylinositol-4,5-bisphosphate 5-phosphatase activity.